UUCACAUUUAGUUUCAAGUUAACUCUUAAUAAGUCUCUUAUUCAAUAUCUGUGUUAGUUUUAUGUAUUACUUCCUUAAAACAAACAAUUUUUAAUUGUAUAAAAAUGUGAUAAAAUUUCAAUUUAUUCAAAACAUUUUUCAUUUUGAUAGUUUAUAACUAUGAAUUUUUAAUGUUGUUUGAUGUUAAAAGUGUUAAUUUAAUUACAUUUUUCAAGAGAAUAUAGUUGUCAUGUUUUUAUAUAAAUAAUGCUUCAUGGCACAUGUUAGCAUUAGUCAAUCUGGGAGGUGUGAAAGGUUACAAAGAAAUCUUUUAGAUUCUGUGAAACAAUGUCAAAAACGUUUUGGAAAUUGUUCUGAAAUAGCAACAGAAUCUGAUCAGGAAGUAGCUUAUUUAUGUCAAUGUUUUGAAGCUGUUUUAUCACAUGGAUUGAAAAUCAACAAAACAGAAGAAAAGAAUUCUUUGAUAAAAAGAAAAGUUUCCAAGAUUGUAAAUGGGUUGUCAGAUUCAGAUAAAUGUCAAAAUCAAACAGUAGUUUCUUUUUGGUGUUUUAUAAAAGAAAUUCUUAAAGAAUCUGAAAUUGAGCGUUUUCACUUAUUAACAAGUAUAAAAAAUGAAUAUGGCCGUGGUAAGGCUUGGUUAAGAGCUUCAAUUAAUGAGAGAUGUCUUGAAAAAUAUAUGCACUUAUGUAUAAGUAGUAAUGAACUUAUAAGUAAAUUUUAUGAAGAAUGGGCUUUUAUGAGUAAUUAUGAAAAGAAUGCUAUAUUACCAAAUAUAGCUGCAGGAUUAUCAUCAAUUGUAUUUGCAUUAAAUAUAGAUAAGAUAGAGUAUAAUAAAGAUAUGACAGAACCCGUGUUAAAUGAACCAAUUAUUGAUGGAGAAGGUGAUUUUGUUUUAAAGAAAGAUAACAGUGAAAAAGGUAAAAAAAUUAAGGCAAAUUUUAUUUAUUUUGACAAAAAUAAUGACAUUCAACCAGCUGAAGAAGUAAAAUCUGAUGAUGAUGUUUUAUUAGCGGUUGGAGAUGAUAUACCUUCAGGUUCUUCAUUUGACAAAACAACUGGAUAUUUUAUUGGAGAGUUCAAGGAUUUGCCAUCAACUGAAAAAGAAUUAGAAAGAAGAUUUCGUAAAUUAAGUCCUAUUAAUGAAUCAAAUGAAGUGUAUGAAUUUUUUGUUCCUGUAACUUCAUUAAGUCCUCACUGUGAUACAGAUGAUGAGUCUAAAUCGUUGGGAUCUAAUGAUGAAAAUAAUAGCCUAAACAAGUAUGAUAAUUCUAAUGAUCAACUUUUGUUAAUGGAAAAACAUUUUCAAGAAAAAACUUCUGAGUUAGAAGCCAAAAUCACAGAACUUGUAAGGGAAAAUGACUUGUUAAAACACCAACUGAGAAAAUAUGUUAGUGCUGUGCAGCUAAUGAAACAAGAUGAAAAUGAAAGUGAAGAAGUCAAAUUAUACCAACAAAAAUUAAUCCAGGUGGCAGAAAUGCAUAGUGAACUGAUAGAACUUAAUUCCCGAUUAAAUGAUCAAAUGAUGGUAAAAGAUCAUUUCAUUACAAAAUUAAGAACAGAAUUAGUAGCUUUAAGAGGUCCAUUGCCAUCAGAUGAAAUUCCACAUACCAAUAUUCAUUUAUGGGUUCCAUCAGCAUUUUUGGUUGGUCGAAUAAAUGAUCCUCAUCAUGUGUACCAAAUUCAUGUACGUAUUCUUAAUGAAGAAUGGAAUGUUUAUCGAAGAUAUUCACAGUUUACAGAGUUUCAUAAGCAACUAAAGAAACAGUAUAGUGUGGUUUCAACAAUUGCGCUGCCACCAAAAAAAACCAUUGGUAACAAGGGUGUAAAUUUUGUUGAAGAGCGGAGAAAAAAACUUCAAGUUUACCUAAGACAAAUAAUAAACUUUUUAAUCUCUAUUAAUCAAUUAUUAGCGAAUUCUCCUAAUAAAUAUAAAUUAGUAAACUUAAUACCCUUUUUUAGUGAACAAUAUAAUCAAAGUCAUAAUGGUAAAAGAUCAUGGUUGAACUUAGGAUGUCUUGUGCCUCAAAAUUCUGUGAUAGAAUUAAAUAGUAGUUCUCAGCCUCAAUACACUGGAUUAUGACACUUGUUCAAUUUUUGUUUUUCCAGAAUAUUUAUUUAUAUACAACAAUACAUUCACUUAAUCAUUUUAUGUUGUUGCAUUUAGUAUUAAUAACUGUGAUUUAUGCUAAACAAUAUAUUUUAUUUAUAUAAUGAUAGCUAAAAAUAUAUAUUUUAUAUGUACAUAUAUAUAUAUAUUUACAUAUG
Messenger RNA from Daktulosphaira vitifoliae (grape phylloxera), 2265 nucleotides. RefSeq names its product sorting nexin-29. The coding region runs from base 254 to 2080 and encodes 608 amino acids. The transcript is spliced from 13 exons. NCBI's taxonomy places the organism in Eukaryota, Metazoa, Arthropoda, Insecta, Hemiptera, Phylloxeridae. The record is from RefSeq and is a predicted model, not a curated record. Gene Ontology annotation, molecular function: phosphatidylinositol binding.